Penicillium salamii is the source of this 660-nucleotide messenger RNA. The record is from the annotation of a GenBank genome assembly. Lineage: Eukaryota; Fungi; Ascomycota; Eurotiomycetes; Eurotiales; Aspergillaceae.
AUGCAUGUUGCUCGAGUUAGGGCGCGGGGGCUAUACACACUUCAAUUCUCUUUGAGCUACUCAAGGAGAUUAUUGAGUUCAUCCGCGUAUUCAUCCUCACCUCGACCCGCAACAUCAGAAGAAAGCACAAUGUUCAAGAAAGCCGUCAAAGAUCACCCGGGCGGAGGUCCGAAACCUCUUCAACAGACCGACCUUUUACGCACGAAUGCAUCGGCUCCACCGAAAUCGCAACCUCAAUCUACUGGUGUCAAGCGAAAGAUCGAGACCGAAUCGUCACUAGGCUCUCUCCACAGCGCAGUUUUCUUCACUGAAAACGACUUCGACGAUGAUAUCGACUUUGACGAGCCACAGCCACCAAUUGCACCGAGCUCUGCAAGCAUCAUCACAUCCAAGCCAGUCACUUAUCCAAGUCUGGACACACAACCCGACAUUGACUACCCAGAACUUCCCUCCGUUUCCCAAGAUGCACUGGCCCCUCCAAGUAGCAUGCCAAUGCCAUGGUCGUCAUCGCCUCCCUCCCAUUACCAGCCGCCCGUUAACAAACCCCGAACUCUUCCGUGGAGUAGAGAGGCCAAGGAACCAGUCGUGGCCAAGAACGAGAGUUUUGUGACACCGAAACAAGGUGUUACGGCAGGAAUACAAAAAGACUCAAAAACCUGA